Messenger RNA from Aspergillus luchuensis, 576 nucleotides. RefSeq names its product GPI anchored serine-threonine rich protein. Bases 1 to 576 code for a protein of 191 amino acids. Lineage: Eukaryota; Fungi; Ascomycota; Eurotiomycetes; Eurotiales; Aspergillaceae. The transcript is spliced from 3 exons. The record is from RefSeq and is a predicted model, not a curated record.
AUGCAACUCAGACUGAACCUCAUCUACCUCCUAACCCUGACCCUCGCCUCCCUCUCCGCCGCCUCUCCCGCCGCAGAAACCGGCGCAGCAGCAGCAGCAGCAGGUACAGAUUCCGGCGCACAACCCCCAGCGCCGACCUCUACUGGCAGUAGUAGCAGCGACAGCAGCAGCAGCAGUCCCUACCAACAAUGCGCGAAGAAUAUCCUCGACGCAUGCCUCUCCCAAAUGAAACCCCAAAUGGACAAAUGUUCCCAGAAUGAUUGGUCAUGUCUGUGUACGCAGAGCAAGAAUAUGCUUACAUGCUACAAUGACUGCCCCUCCGACCCAAAUCAUACCUCGGCCGAUCAACAGAAAAUGGAGUAUUGUAAUGCGGCGGAGGCGAAUUCGCUGUAUUCGACUUCUACUAGUGUGAGGUCGUCGAAGACGGUCGUGAGUAGUACGUCGUCACAGACGAGUAGUAGGACUGCUGUUGCGGCGGCGACUUCGUCUGGGGCGGCGGGGAGUGUUAGGGUUGGGGAGGGGGUUGCUGGGGCGGGGAUGAUGGGGUUGGCUGGGUUGGUUGUUGCGCUGGUUUAG